Rosa rugosa (rugosa rose) is the source of this 1785-nucleotide messenger RNA. RefSeq lists its product as uncharacterized. Lineage: Eukaryota; Viridiplantae; Streptophyta; Magnoliopsida; Rosales; Rosaceae. The transcript has 4 exons. The record is from RefSeq and is a predicted model, not a curated record. Bases 1 to 1785 code for a protein of 594 amino acids. Gene Ontology annotation, molecular function: RNA-DNA hybrid ribonuclease activity; nucleic acid binding.
AUGGCUGUCUGUGAGUGGAGGGAGGAGAAGAUUGCGGCAGUUAUCAGGCCUUGGUUCCUACUUCGCUGGCCUGAUUGGCGGAUUGGCUUGGAGGCGUGGGAUCAGAGGCUGCUUCGUGGCGGCAAGCUUGUGUCGGCGCGGUCUGGAUCGGAUCAGAACGAUCUGAUCUGGAUUGGGUCCCAUGAUUCGGAUCUGGGGAAUGGUUUGGGUGGAAGGGAGCGCGUUUCUCCAUGGCUCGAAGGGGAACGUGGUACGACGAUGACGACUGUCCGGCGAAGGGGGUUGUGCGGCGCUAAGCGUGGUCCGUCGGUGGUGGCAGGGCUGGGCCAAGCUUGGGCCACUUCGUCUGCUGCAAAUAACUUAAAGACUAUUUUAACCAGAUUUGCCAAAGCCUCUAGACAGAAGAUCAACUUAGAUAAGUCUUCAAUCUAUUUCUCUAAUAAAGUUUUGGCUAAUAGAAAAGUUGUUAUUUCUAAUAUCCUUGGGAUCAAACACAGAUCUACUAUUGGUAAAUAUUUGGGUAUCCAUAACAUUAUUUUCUGGAAAGAUCCAGUGAAUGCUAAGGAAUUGUUACUCAAAGUAACUAACAAGCUUAGUGGUUGGAAGAAUUCUACUUUGUCUAGAGCUGGGAAACUAACCUUGAUCAAAUCUAAUAUUUCAGGAAUUCCUAAUCAUGUUAUGUCAUGUUUCAAAUUCCCUACUAAGGUAACUAAUGCUUUAGAUAAAGAAGCUAGAAAUUUCUUCUGGGGGAAGGAUGUCCAUUCUCCUCCAGUUGCUUGGAGUCAGGUUUGUCUUCCUAAAUCUGCUGGAGGUUUUGGAAUUAGACCUGCUACCUUCUUCAACAAGUCUGCUUUAGCUAAAUUAGGAUGGAAAGUUCUCACUAGCCCUAACAACUGGUGGGUUGAGCUUGUCAGGAGAAAUGAUUUUAAGGAUGAGUUUGUUUGGGGCCCUGUUGCCAAUGGACAAUUUUCUAUAAAAUCUGCUACUUGGAUGCAAUGUAGUGUUAUUCAACCUCACUUGAAUGCCAAGAUUAUGAAUGCUAUUUGGAAAUUAAAUAUCUCUCCCAAGGCAAAAAUCUUUGCUUGGCUGCUUGUGAGGGGUAGAUUGAAAACUAAAAUUUUUAACAUUUCGAAAAAUCUCACCUUUAUUGAGAAUGCUAUUGUGCUUUGUUGGAAAAUCUGGCAAGCCAUAAAUAAUCUCAUCUUCAGGAACAUAUCUGCUAACCCAAACAUGGUGGUGCAUGCUGCAACUGCAACUGGGAAUUCUUAUAGAGCUCACAAUCCUUCCCACAUGAAGGGCUUUGUUAACAACUAUAGACUGAUCAGGUGGCUUCCCCCCUUGGAGAACAAAUUCAAACUCAAUUUUGAUGGCUCUGUGAAGCAUGAUAGGAUGGCUGCAACUGGUUUUGUCAUUAGAAACCAUGCUGGCUCCCCUGUGGUGGCUGGAACUAGGAAGAUUGGUUCCACUACUGUUCUUGUGGCGGAGUGUAGCGCGCUCAAAGAUGGUCUCCUCCAUGCGCUGCAUCUCAACUGCUCUAAGAUUCUAGUGGAAGGUGAUUCAAAGCUGGUGAUCGACUGUGUUAACAAGAUUAGUGACCCUCCUUGGAAAAUUCGUUCUCUUGUUCGUGACAUCCAAGGCAUCUCUAGUAUGUUUGAGGAAAUCUCUUUCUCUCAUAUUCCUCGUGAAACAAAUUUUGUGGCGGACGCAAUUGCCUCCUUUGGACAUCAAUCUUCGGAUGCAAUCAUGGCGAGACAAACUUCCUCUUUCAGCUUGCUCGGCUUUUAA